AUGUCGGCGGAGAAGGCAUCACCUUUUGAUCAGUAUGAUCCGGCAGGAUUACCAGACUUUGACCAUGAUUUUAUGGAUCCCGACGAGCUUGACCGCUUCGAGAGGGCCUUGAAUGCCCCGGAAGCUUCCCCACUGGUAGCCAUCAACGACUGGCGCCCGAUUAACCAACGAGUACGAAAGACACGCGGUCGGCGGAAAACCCCGAAGCGAAGCAAGGACGAAACCAGAGAAGGAGUCCUAUACACGGUACUCAAGUGGCCAUUUCUGUUUACCGUGUUCGCAUGGAUCGCCUUCUUGAGCUGCGGUUACGUACUGGUGCGGGUGUACAUCUUCCUAUACGAACAAUGGGUCACAUGGCGGGGCAAGAGAGAGCGGCUCCGCCGAGAGCUGUCUUCGAAGACAAACUAUCCUGACUGGCGAAAAGCGGCCCAGGCGUUGGAUGCCCAUCUUGGGAAUGAGGAGUGGAAGCAAGCGGACGCUUACGCUUACUAUGACUCUGAGACUAUCACCAGGGUUGUAUCGGAGCUGAAGAAAGAGAGAAAAAGGGCUGAGGCUGAGCUGCAGCACGAGCGCCCGGGCGCCGCAGAGCCUCCAGCUGUCGAAGAUCUUCGCUCCUUGCUGGAGGCCUGUGUCAAGAACAACUUCGCCGGAGUGGAGAACCCUCGCAUCUAUAGUCAGACCUACUCAGGAACCAAGGACCUAGUUCAGGAAUACAUCGAUGAGGUACAUGCCUGUAUCCAAUUAGUGUUGGAUAGCAAGCAGAUCGACCGAGACACCAAGAAACAACAUUUCAAACAACUUGAUACCAACUUUGGACGCACGGCGCUUUGUCUGUCGGGUGGCGCUACAUUUGCUUACUAUCAUUUUGGGGUGGUCAGAGCAUUGCUGGACAACGAUAUCUUACCGGAGAUUAUCACGGGGACGUCAGGUGGAGCACUAGUGGCAGGAUUGGUGGCCACUCGAACCGAUGAAGAGCUAAAGCAGCUGCUGGUACCCGCCCUAGCCCAUCGCAUCCGCGCUUGUCAUGAAGGGUGGACCACCUGGGUUCGUCGUUGGUGGAAAACGGGCGCUCGGUUCGAUACGCUAGACUGGGCCAAGCAAUGCAGCUGGUUCUGUAGAGGUUCCACUACAUUUCGAGAAGCAUAUGAACGAACAGGGCGCAUCUUGAAUGUGUCUUGCGUUCCCUCAGAUCCUCACUCCCCGUCUAUUCUGGCGAAUUAUCUCACUUGUCCGGAUUGCGUCAUUUGGAGCGCAGUGCUCGCUUCUGCGGCAGUUCCCGGUAUUCUGAACCCGGUUGUGCUGAUGUACAAGAAGCGCGAUGGUACUCUUGCGCCUUACUCCUUCGGGCAUAAAUGGAAGGACGGUAGUUUGAGGACCGAUAUACCAAUCAAGGCACUGAACUUGCAUUUCAACGUGAACUUUACCAUUGUCUCGCAGGUCAAUCCGCAUGUAAAUUUGUUCUUUUUCAGUUCCCGGGGAACUGUGGGUCGACCAGUCACCCAUCGCAAGGGUCGUGGCUGGCGCGGCGGCUUCCUUGGUACGGCGAUUGAGCAAUAUAUCAAACUAGACCUCAACAAGUGGCUGCGCGUGCUUCGGCACCUUGAGCUUCUGCCAAGACCUUUGGGCCAAGACUGGAGUGAGAUUUGGCUACAGAAAUUUAGUGGCACAGUCACGAUCUGGCCGAAGACUGUGGCAUCGGACUUCUACCACAUUCUCUCUGACCCGACGCCGGAGCGGCUUGCGCGCAUGAUCCACGUUGGUCAGCAAAGCGCUUUCCCAAAAAUUCAAUUUAUUAAAAACCGGCUGAACAUCGAAAACACUAUUAUGAGAGGCCUUCAGCAAUGCUCCGCCACUGGACGCUCUUUAUCCCCAAUUUUAUCUCGUCGGUUACCAUUUCCGGACAAUGAAGACCCCCUGGUCGAGCGAUUGGAUGACAACUUUCCCGAACGCCAUGACUACAAAGGCGAUUCGACAGACGAUACUAUGUCCCAAUCAACUUUCUCGCGCUCACAUUCCCCAACCUCAAAUCCUAGGAGGGGUAGCCUUAUGGAGGAAAUGCGCCGCCAGUCAGCCGUCUUCUUUGACGAUGACCUUUACGGCGAUGACUACGCUGCCGUCACCUGA
Molecule: messenger RNA, 2124 nt
Organism: Penicillium pulvis
Lineage: Eukaryota; Fungi; Ascomycota; Eurotiomycetes; Eurotiales; Aspergillaceae
Product: patatin-like phospholipase domain-containing protein
Exons: 2
Coding region: 1-2124 (707 amino acids)
Biological process (GO): lipid metabolic process
Molecular function (GO): triacylglycerol lipase activity
Source: RefSeq, a predicted model, not a curated record